AUGGAUGUUGAUUUGUACGCGUACUUUGGCCUCAGAGAUGAUUGUACUGCAAAGGACAUUCAGAGAGCGUAUAAGAAGAAGGCAAGGGAGGCACAUCCUGAUAAAAAUCAAGACAAUCCGUUGGCAAAGGAAUCAUUUCAGCAACUGGCUAUUUAUUUCGGAAUUCUUCACGAUCCCGUUAAAAGGAAAGAAUAUGAUCAGAAAUGGAAAGCAAAAAGAGAGGCUAUUAAAAGAAUGGAAUCUAUGGACUCUUCACGAAGAAAGCUUAAAGAAGAGCUAGAAGCGAGAGAAGCAGCUGCCAUGGCUUUGCGGAAGAGGCAGUUUGAAACUGUGGUUAAACAACAAGCAGCCGACCAGAUUCGCAGGGAUUGGGAACGCCAUACUGAAGAAAUGAAGUGGCAAGCUGAAAGGAAACGAAAAUCUACAAAUGAGGAGACUGACGAUGUGAAGUUCAAAUGUACUAAAUCUGAUCAGGCUGUGGUGAGAAUAAAAUGGGCUUACGGAGAAAACUUUCAGGCCAACGCUUGCUACACAGAAUCGUUCCUAAGAACAUGUUUAUCAGAGUUCGGUGACGUGAUAGCUUUCGUCAUUGGUAAACGUGGCAGUGCCAUUGCUGAGUUUUCCACUUAUAAUGAAGCAAAAAAAGCAAUAAAGGCAUCUGAACGUGGGGCAGUUGGUCUUCCAAGUUUACCCCUUCAAUUAUCAUGGUUGUCAAUAAGUAACACAAAUGUGGUUAGUGAUUCAAAUAACGUCAAAGAUAAACAAGUGGAGAAAGAUAAAUUCAUAUAUGAACCAACUCCAAAUAAUAAGUCUAACUUUGAAACAUUCGAACAAGACAUCUUAUCUCGUAUGGCAAACUUUGGACAAUAA
Molecule: messenger RNA, 870 nt
Organism: Schistosoma intercalatum
Lineage: Eukaryota; Metazoa; Platyhelminthes; Trematoda; Strigeidida; Schistosomatidae
Source: the annotation of a GenBank genome assembly